Molecule: messenger RNA, 1378 nt
Organism: Vigna radiata var. radiata (mung bean)
Lineage: Eukaryota; Viridiplantae; Streptophyta; Magnoliopsida; Fabales; Fabaceae
Product: sarcoplasmic reticulum histidine-rich calcium-binding protein
Exons: 3
Coding region: 296-1183 (295 amino acids)
Source: RefSeq, a predicted model, not a curated record
UAUAUAUAUCGUCCAAAACAUAGCUGUUUUUCUUCAUAUUGGAUCUUUCUGGAAGGAAGGAGCACGCAGCAAGCCCUACCCCAACCCAAACCCUAAAUCGCAAUCUUCAUUUCGAUUAUCUUCCUCUACUACUUCCUUCAGUUAUCAACUGUUGAUUUACUUUGAUCAGACGCUGAUUUGUCCGUACUCGAUUCGGGGUAGACUGCUGCUGCGGGGUUUCUUCUUUCACAUAUAAGAUGCACUUCCGGUCAUCAUUUGAUCCAAAUGCAGUUUUUGAGUUGGUUUUGGAGUAUAAAUGGACACCAAACGAUUCAUCCAGAUGGUUGAGGAGAAGAAAAAGAAGAUCAUGGAGAGAAAGGAAGCCCCUUUGAAAUGGGAGCAGAAGCUGGAAGCUGCUGCUGAAGCCAAAGAGAGAAAACUUAAGGCUACAAAGCAUAGAAAAAGGUCAGUUUCUGAUAGUGACAGUUAUUAUGACAGCGAUGAUGAGAGUAAUAGGACAAGUAAAAGAUCUCAUAGGAAGCACAGGAAGCAUUCUCACUAUGACUCUGGUGACCAUGAGAAAAGGAAAGAAAAAAGUUCGAAAAGGAAAACAAAGAAAUUGUCUUCAGAGUCUAGUGAUUUUAGUAAUGAUGACUCCGAGAGUAGCUUUGAGGAGGAGAGGAGAAGAAAGAAGAAGCAGUGCAAGAGGCUGAGAGAUCGAGGUUCAAGACCAGAUUCAAGUGACUCGGACGAAGGUGAAAGUCCGGUUCGGAAAAGAAGUCAUGGAAAGCAUAGCAAACGCCAUCGACGAUCAGAGUCUAGUGAAUCUGACUUGUCAAGUGAUAAAAGUGAUGAUGCUCUACGAAAGAAAGGCCACAGCAGGCACCAUAAACAUCAUAAGCGAUCACAUAACGUGGAGCUGAGGUUGUCUGAUUCUGACUAUAACAGUAAUGCUCAAAGAAGCAGAUCAAAGUCAUUAGAAGAAAAUUCUGAAGAUCAAAACAAAAGAUCAAUGCAUAAGAAGCCUAGUCGCCAUCAUCGUCACCAUCACCACCACCAUCACCACAAACACAGGCACCACUUAGAUGAUGAGAGAAAUCACAGGCGGCAGCACUCCCCGAAAUCCAGUGGCAAGUAUGAUGAGCAAUUUGACAAAACUGAAACCGAGAAAAGGGAUGGUGAUCAGCAUGAAAGUAAGCUAUGAAUGAGAAUAAUGAUGACCAAAUUGUUUGAUUAUUUAGAAUCUAUCCUGUUGUGUGUCGUUGUUCAUUAGUGGAAUUGACAUUCAAAUUAAAGUUAGACAUUUCAUUGCCAUGUCGAAUGUAAUUGUUGAAACUUUGCACUUGGUUAUUGUUGGCUGAUAACAUUAAUUUGACCCAUUUUCAGCUAUUAACAGCUA